AUGCUCCAAUGGAAUGACGGAGUCCAUCUAAAUAAUUUUGACUCACUCACACCCCCAGCUCCAGCACCUGCCCAGACCCACUCACACCCCCAGCUCCAGCACCUGCCCAGACCCACUCACACCCCCAGCUCCAGCACCCGCCCAGACCCACUCACACCCCCAGCACCAGCACCUGUCCAGACCCACCCCCCCCAGCUCCAGCACCUGUCCAGACCCACUCACACCCCCAGCUCCAGCACCUGCCCAGACCCACUCACACCCCCAGCUCCAGCACCUGUCCAGACCCACUCCCACCCCCAGCUCCAGCACCUGUCCAGAUCCACUCACACCCCCAGCUCCAGCACCUGCCCAGACCCACUCACACCCCCAGCUCCAGCACCUGUCCAGACCCACUCACACCCCCAGCUCCAGCACCUGUCCAGAUCCACUCACACCCCCAGCUCCAGCACCUGCCCAGACCCACUCACACCCCCAGCUCCAGCACCUGCCCAGACCCACUCACACCCCCAGCUCCAGCACCUGCCCAGACCCACUCACACCCCCAGCACCUGCGUCACUCUCUUUGUUUCUCUCCAUAGGCAGCCCACACAACGUUCUCCAUCAUCACAUCCAGUGUUCCCCAACUCCACCACCCAGUGUUCCCCAACUCCACCAUCCAGUGUUCUCCAACUCCACCACCCAGUGUUCCCCAACUCCACCACCCAGUGUUCCCCAACUCCACCACCCAGUGUUCCCCAACUCCACCACCCAGUGUUCCCCAACUCCACCACCCAGUGUUCCCCAACCCACCACCCAGUGUUCCCAACUCCACCACCCAGUGUUCCCCAAUUCCACCACCCAGUGUUCCCCAACUGUUCCCAACUCCACCACCCAGUGUUCCCCAACUCCACCACCCAGUGUUCCCCAACUCCACCACCCAGUGUUCCCCAACUCCACCACCCAGUGUUCCCCAACUCCACCACCCAGUGUUCCCCAACUCCACCACCCAGUGUUCCCCAACUCCACCACCUAGUGUUCCCCAACUCCACCACCCAGUUUUCCCCAACUCCACCACCCAGUGUUCCCCAACUCCACCACCCAGUGUUCCCCAACUCCACCACCCAGUGUUCCCCAACUCCACCACCCAGUGUUCCCCAACUCCACCACCCAGUGUUCCCCAACUCCACCGCCCAGUGUUCCCCAACUCCACCGCCCAGUGUUCCCCAACUCCACCGCCCAGUGUUCCCCAACUCCACCGCCCAGUGUUCCCCAACUCCACCGCCCAGUGUUCCCCAACUCCACCGCCCAGUGUUCUCCAACUCCACCGCCCAGUGUUCCCCAACUCCACCGCCCAGUGUUCUCCAACUCCACCGCCCAGUGUUCCCCAACUCCACCGCCCAGUGUUCCCCAACUCCACCACCCAGUGUUCCCCAACUCCACCACCCAGUGUUCCCCAACUCCACCACCCAGUGUUCCCCAACUCCACCACCCAGUGUUCCCCAACUCCACCACCCAGUGUUCCCCAACUCCACCACCCAGUGUUCCCCAACUCCACCACCCAGUGUUCCCCAACUCCACCACCCAGUGUUCCCCAACUCCACCACCCAGUGUUCCCCAACUCCACCACCCAGUGUUCCCCAACUCCACCACCCAGUGUUCCCCAACUCCACCACCCAGUGCCCCAACCCACCACCCAGUGUUCCCCAACCCACCACCCAGUGCUCCAACCCACCACCCAGUGUCCCCAACCCACCACCCAGUGCUCCCCCUCCACCACCCAGUGUUCCCCAACCCACCACCCAGUGUUCCCCAACUCCACCACCCAGUGUUCCCAACCCACCACCCAGUGUCUCCAACCCACCACCCAGUGCUCCCCAACCCACCACCCAGUGUUCCCCAACUCCACCACCCAGUGUUCCCCAACUCCACCACCCAGUGUUCCCCAACUCCACCACCCAGUGUUCCCCAACUCCACCACCCAGGGGCGGACUGGGGUCAGAAAUCGGCAUUUCAAACAGUGGCCCAUGUUUUUUUCCCCCUUGA
Oncorhynchus keta (chum salmon) is the source of this 2022-nucleotide messenger RNA. RefSeq lists its product as uncharacterized. Bases 1 to 2022 code for a protein of 673 amino acids. The transcript is spliced from 2 exons. The record is from RefSeq and is a predicted model, not a curated record. NCBI's taxonomy places the organism in Eukaryota, Metazoa, Chordata, Actinopteri, Salmoniformes, Salmonidae.